CAAGUAUGGGCUCAUCGGCAGGAACGGCGUCGGCAAGACGACGUUUCUCAAGUUCCUGUCGGCGCACCGCUUCGACGGCGUGCCAUCGCACCUGCAGAUCCUGCACAUCGAGCAGGAGGUGCCGUCGGGCGAGGCGACCGUCCUCGAGACGGUGCUGGCGACCGACGUGGAGCGGGCGGAGCUGCUGGCGGAGGAGGCGGAGCUGCUGGCGGAGGCGGAGGAGGGGGAGGGCAAGGAGGGCGAGGCGGAUGCCGACGACGCGGCGGACGAGGCAGAGAGGGUGGCGCGGCUGGGCGAGGUGAUCGAGCGGCUCGAGGAGAUCGACUCGGCCUCGGCGCCCGGCCGCGCGGGGGCGAUCCUCGCCGGGCUAGGCUUCGACGCGGAGAUGCAGGCACGGCCGACCGGCUCCUUCUCCGGCGGGUGGAGAAUGCGCGUCGCCCUCGCCCGCGCGCUCUUCGUCGCGCCGGACGUGCUGCUGCUCGACGAGCCGACCAACCACCUCGACUUGCACGCCGUGCUCUGGCUCGAGACGUACCUGCAGGGCUGGGACAAGACGCUCGUCGUCGUGUCGCACGCGCGCUCCUUCCUCAACCGCGUGGUCAGCGACAUCCUCCACUUUUCGGGCGACAAGAAGAUCGUGCGGUACAAGGGCGACUACGACAAGUUCGAGAUCAGCCGCGCCGAGGCGCUGCGCGCCAACGAGGCGAGGCGCGAGGCGCAGGACAAGGCGCGGCAGCACAUGCAGUCCUUCAUCAGCAAGUUCCGCGCCUCGGCCAACCGCGCCGCCAUGGUGCAGUCUCGCAUCAAGGCGAUGAACCGGAUGGAGUGCGUGGCCGAGAUCCUCGAGGACCCGUCCCUUCGCUUCGCCUUCCCUCCCCCCGAGCCGAUCUCGUCGCCUGUCCUGCAAGUGGUGGACGUCGCGUUCAGCUACCCCGGCAAGCCGGCCCUGUUCUCGCGCGUCAACCUCGGCCUCGACAUGAGCUCGCGCGUCGCCCUCGUCGGGCCAAACGGCAUCGGCAAGUCGACGCUCCUCAAGGUCAUCAUCGGCGACCUUGAGCCGAGCCGCGGCAGCGUCACCCGCGCCGCGCGGCUGCGCAUGGGCCGAUUCAGCCAGCACCACGUCGACCAGCUCGACCUCUCCCUCACCGCGCUCGAGGCGUUCCAGAGGCAGUUCCCCGCCGCCAAGCCGCUCGAGAUCCGGGCCCACCUCGGAUCGAUGGGCCUCGGCGGCAACACGGCGCUCCAAAAGAUGUCGACGCUGUCUGGCGGCCAAAAGUCGAGGGUCGCCUUUGCGCAAAUCAUGUGGCAGCGGCCGCACCUGCUGCUGCUUGACGAGCCGACCAACCACCUCGACCUCGACGCGGUGGAGGCGCUGAUCCACGCGCUGCAAGAGUGCGAGUGCGGGCUGCUCGUCAUCUCCCACGACGAGCACCUCGUCACCUCGAUCUGCGAGGAGCUGUGGGUCGCCGAGCCCGGCCGCGUCCGCCUGCUCCGCUCGCCCCACCCCGAGAGCGAGUCGGCGGUCGGCGGGUGGCGCACGCGGGUGUGGCGCGGGAGCCUCCUCGGAGCCUCCUCGACUUCCCUGUAG
Molecule: messenger RNA, 1588 nt
Organism: Emiliania huxleyi CCMP1516
Lineage: Eukaryota; Haptophyta; Isochrysidales; Noelaerhabdaceae
Exons: 16
Coding region: 386-1588 (400 amino acids)
Molecular function (GO): ATP binding; ATP hydrolysis activity
Source: RefSeq, a predicted model, not a curated record